GGAGUGCCCAAGCAGGCUUACUGUUAGAAAAAAAUCCUAUAUGGAAUUCAGACAGGUGGCCCAUCUCUGCACCUCCCUGAGACGUCUAGCUUUUCCAGGUGACUUCUGAAGUAUGGCUCACCACAACGUUUCAUCCUGCAGUCCUAUACUGACACCCCAUUUAACCAGGCUCUACUUCCUCGUACUCAUUGGAGGGCUGGCGGGCAUCAUCUCCAUUCUGUUCCUGCUGGUGAAUAUGAACACCCGAUCUGUAACUACCACAGCAGUUGUUAACCUGGUGGUGGUCCACAGCGUUUUUCUGCUGACAGUGCCUUUUCGCUUGACAUAUCUCAUCAAGCAAACUUGGAUAUUUGGGUUGCCCUUCUGCAAAUUUGUGAGUGCCAUGCUACACAUCCAUAUGUACCUCACAUUCCUGUUCUAUGUGGUGAUUUUGGUCAUUCGGUACCUCAUCUUCUUCAAGCACAAGGACAAAGUGGAAUUCUACAGAAAGCUGCAUGCUGUGGCUGCCAGUACCGGCAUGUGGCUGCUGGUGAUUGUCAUCGUGGUACCUGUGUUUGCGUCUCAGUAUGGAACUCACCAGGAGUACGAUGAGCAACACUGUUUUAAAUUCCACAAAGAGCUUGAUCGUGUAUAUGUGCGAGUCAUCAACUAUAUGAUAGUUACUGCUGUCAUAGCCACUGCGGUGGUUCUCCUCGUCUUCCAGAUCUUUAUCAUCAUGUCAAUGGUUCGGAAGCUACGCCCCUCCUUACUAUCCCACCAGGAGUUCUGGGCCCAGCUGAAAAACCUAUUUUUUAUAGGAGUCAUCUUUGUUUGCUUCCUUCCCUACCACUUCUUUAGGAUCUAUUACUUGUACACGGUGGCACACUCACGUGACUGUAACGACACUGCUGCAUUUUAUAAUGAAAUCUUCUUGAGUGUAACAGCAAUUAGCUGCUUUGAUUUGUUGCUCUUUGUUCUUGGAGGAAGCCACUGUAAGCAAAAGAUAAUUGACCUAUGGAAUUGCCUCUUGUGCCAUUAGCCACAAACUUCAGUAUUCAGAACUCUUUUAUACUGGGAGUAGAAAUGGGCAUAGAGAGGUAGGAAGGGUUAUUUCAUUACUUGAUUAAAGUCAUGCCAUAAUGCGGCCAAUCAAAAGGACUAUAAAAUGUUAGAACGUUCAUUCCAGUCCUUAUUUAAUCCCUACCACCUAUAUGCACAAAUGAUGCAUAUAGAAAAACUAGUGAUGUUUAGUCCACCUGGAGUUGCAAUACUGCAUUAUUUUCCUAUAUAAAAAGUCUACUUGGCCCAUCUGGGCACCAUGAGUCUAAUGGUUUCUGAGCUUCACCAGCUUAGUUUAGUUUCAUCAGUUUGGAACAUGACCUUAUUUGGGUUUUGCAUUGGAUUCAGCCCUCUAGUUCUUUUCAUUCCACUUAACCUGGGGUAAAUGAACCCUGGCAAUAAAUCAGCCCCAAAGAUACAAACACCAGUUUGCUGAUGAGAUAAGAUAUCCAUUCAACUCCCAUCCUGACAAAC
Lutra lutra (Eurasian river otter) is the source of this 1512-nucleotide messenger RNA. RefSeq names its product G protein-coupled receptor 141 (gene GPR141). Bases 113 to 1018 code for a protein of 301 amino acids. Gene Ontology annotation, molecular function: oxysterol binding; G protein-coupled receptor activity. Gene Ontology annotation, biological process: G protein-coupled receptor signaling pathway. Gene Ontology annotation, cellular component: membrane. The transcript has 2 exons. The record is from RefSeq and is a predicted model, not a curated record. NCBI's taxonomy places the organism in Eukaryota, Metazoa, Chordata, Mammalia, Carnivora, Mustelidae.